AUGAAUUCGAAAGACAGUGGGUUUUCAUCUGACAAGUAUCCAAAUUCAAAUAAACCACAAGCAAAACCCUAUGGUUCUUCAAAUUUUUUACCAGAAGGACUUAACAAACACGGAGCUUCUGGUGAUAUGGCAAAAGGUGCAAUAAACAAAGGUAUUUUAAAUUCGCAACUAAUGCCUGAAACUAAGAAUAAAAACAUCAUAAAUGGCAAUCGAGAUAUAUCUAAUGCUGUACUCCAGAGUGGUACUGCAGGUUCAGGUGGAAAUCCAAUUUUUAAAAUAGGUUGCACAACAAACUCGAGUGGUCAUGACGUAUUCUCUCAACCAUAUGCUAUAGCUGCCAAUCAACUUUCAAAUAAUCAACAGCCGAAUAGAAUAAGUUUAGCACACAUGAGACCUCUAUUGAGUACAGUUAGAUCGAAUCAAUCACAAUCACAUUACUGGUAUAAAGAUGGUAUAGCAAAUGAAAAAUUCUUCCAUAGCCAACAAUCAUAUGAUAAAUUAGAGAAAGUUGAAAAUUCUAAGAUUAUGCUACCUCCAGUGGGAAAUCAUGAUGGAUUUAGUAGGAGUCAGGAACCAUAUCUUAAUAACGAGUUAUCAUAUCAUGAUGCUAACAACUCUGACAGUUUCAAAAGUACCUCAUUAAUAGAAUAUCAAAGUCACUUUCCUUAUAAAAGAUUGAAUCAUGACCAUAUAAGAAAUUCCUCUCAAAUAACGAACCAGCUAGGAAGCCCAUAUGAGGCUUUCAGAAAAGAAUCUCAGUUUCCAGUAUUUGCAACAAAUCAAUGGACAGGAGCUAAUAUACCUAACAAUCAAAUCUCAUCAGCUAACCAUUCAAUUUAUAGUCAAACACAUCCCAAUGCUGAAGGGCUAAAUUCAGAAAAAUCCAUGAUCGAAAGUGUAAAUACAACUUCAAACAAUCAGCAUCCUAAUAGUGGCGCCAUUAACCAGAAUUACUUUCACCAAACCCAAGUACCUAAUUACCAAAAUAUGGAAUAUAGAAAUAGUUUAUCAAACGUGCCAUCUAUUAUUAACCGCCCUUUAGCCCUUUUUGGUCCGUCUGUUACAAGAAGUAAUGAAUUACAUCUACCAGAGCCAUCUUAUUAUCAUCAGAAUUUAACAGCUACUGAAAGGCUAAUUGAUAAUCAAAUGUUCGUACCUAACUCGCCUACUGUGCAUUUGAUGGGUAAUAAUAGAUUUGAAAAUGAUAAUAAUGAGAUAACAAAAUUAUACAAUCAAAAAAAGCAGCAAACGUCAAACAAAAAGGCUACAUAUGAGUGUUCUGUUUGUGGAAAAAGAGUUACUAGAGCUUAUUCCUUGCAUGCACAUAUGUUAAUUCAUACCAAAGUUAGACCAUAUAAGUGUGAUUGGGAAAAUUGUGGCAAAACCUUUAACGUCAAAAGCAAUUUGAAUAGACAUGUUAAGAUUCAUCUAAAGAAACAGAAAAACUCUAACAAGGGCUAG
This is a messenger RNA of Vanderwaltozyma polyspora DSM 70294, 1461 nucleotides long. Its product is annotated as C2H2-type zinc finger protein. Bases 1 to 1461 code for a protein of 486 amino acids. NCBI's taxonomy places the organism in Eukaryota, Fungi, Ascomycota, Saccharomycetes, Saccharomycetales, Saccharomycetaceae. Gene Ontology annotation, cellular component: nucleus. The record is from RefSeq and is a predicted model, not a curated record. The transcript has a single exon.